AUGGUUGCUACCAAGAUUGACGGCACUGCCAUCGCAAAGUCGAUCCGUGAGCGGCUGUGUGCCGAAGUCGCGGCUAAGCAAAAGCUCAACCCCAGAUACCAGCCCUGCCUCAAGAUCAUCCAAGUUGGUGAUCGCUCUGACUCUUCUACCUAUGUUCGCAUGAAGCUCAAGGCCGCCGCAGAGGCUGGCAUUGAUAGCAAGUUGCUUCACUACCCUGAGUCUAUCACAGAGGCUGAACUGCUGGACCACAUCCGUCAGCUGAACAAUGACCCCAUUGUUCACGGUAUCCUGGUCCAACUGCCUCUUCCCAGUCACAUCUCUGAGUACACUGUCACAUCCUUUGUGGCAGAUGAGAAGGAUGUCGACGGUUUUGGCACCAGAAACAUCGGAGAGCUUGCCAAGCGUGGCGGCAAGCCUCUCUUUGUGCCAUGCACCCCUAAGGGUGUCAUGAUCCUGCUCAAGGAGGCCGGUGUUGACCUUAAGGGCAAGAACGCCGUUGUCCUUGGACGAAGUGACAUCGUCGGAAGCCCUGUGAGCUACCUGUUGAGAAACGCCGACGCUACUGUCACUGUCUGCCACUCCAAGACAAAGAACAUUGAGAACUACAUCAAGGAGGCUGAUGUCGUCGUUGCCGCCAUUGGCCAACCUCAGUUCGUUCAGGGCAGCUGGCUGAAGCCUGGCGCUGUUGUUAUCGAUGUCGGAACAAACUUCCUGCCGGAUUCCACAAAGAAGUCCGGAUACCGACUUGUCGGUGACGUCGAUUACGCCGCUGCCUCUGAGGUUGCUUCGGCCAUUACCCCCGUUCCCGGCGGUGUUGGACCUAUGACGGUUGCCAUGCUCAUGCAGAACGUUAUCGAUGCCACAACAUGGUACUUUGAGUCUCAGAAGCUCAGGAAGACCAUUCCCCUGCCCCUGAAGCUCGAGGACCCUGUUCCUUCUGAUAUCGCCGUUUCGCGAUCCCAAACUCCCAAGCAGAUUACUCGCAUUGCCGCCGAGGUUGGCAUUGCUCCCCACGAGCUUGAGCCCUAUGGCGCGUACAAGGCCAAGGUUGACCUCAGCCUGCUCAAGCGACUUGAGCACCGGAAUAACGGUCGCUAUGUCGUUGUCACCGGUAUUACCCCUACACCCCUUGGAGAGGGCAAGUCUACCACAACCAUGGGUCUGGCCCAGGCCCUUGGAGCUCAUGUUGGCCGGUUGACAUUUGCCAACGUGCGACAGCCCAGCCAAGGUCCUACCUUUGGUAUCAAGGGAGGCGCUGCUGGAGGAGGUUACAGCCAAGUCAUUCCUAUGGAUGAGUUCAACAUGCAUCUCACUGGCGACAUUCACGCCAUUACUGCCGCUAACAACCUUCUCGCGGCUGCUAUUGAGACUCGCAUCUUCCACGAGAACACCCAGAAGGACGGUCCCCUGUAUCGACGACUAGUACCGGCCAAGAACGGUCAGAGGAAGUUUGCCCCUGUUAUGUUCCGUCGGUUGAAGAAGCUUGGCAUUGACAAGACCAACCCCGACGAGUUGACUGAGGAUGAGAUCCACAGAUUCGCCCGUCUUGAUAUUGAUCCCGAGACCAUCACCUGGAGGCGAGUCCUCGAUGUCAACGACCGUCACCUUCGUGGAGUCACGGUCGGAACUGCCCCGACUGAGAAGGGACAGACUCGAGAGACUGGCUUUGACAUUACUGUUGCCAGUGAGUGCAUGGCUAUCCUUGCUCUCAGCAACAGCUUGGCCGAGAUGCGUGAGCGCCUCGGCCGAAUGGUGGUUGCCACUUCGCGAAGCGGUGACCCCGUCACUUGUGAUGAUAUUGGUGCUGGCGGUGCUCUCACUGCCCUCAUGAAGGAUGCCAUCAAGCCCAACCUUAUGCAGACCCUAGAGGGUACUCCUGUCUUUGUCCAUGCUGGUCCCUUCGCCAACAUCAGCAUUGGCCAGAGCUCUAUCCUGGCUGACAAGCUUGCCCUCAAGCUUGCGGGUACUGAGCCUGAUGAGGACUACAGCGAGAAGGCUGGCUUUGUCGUUACCGAGGCCGGCUUUGACUUCACCAUGGGUGGUGAGCGAUUCUUCAACAUCAAGUGCCGAACUUCUGGCCUGGUUCCGGACGUUGUCGUGGUCGUGGCCACUGUCCGAGCCCUCAAGGUUCACGGCGGCGGUCCUCCUAUCGCCCCUGGCGCUGCUCUCAGCUCUGUCUACAAGGAGGAGAACGUUGACAUCCUGCGUGCUGGCUGCGUGAACCUGAAGAAGCACAUUUCCAACGCCAAGUCCUUUGGCAUCCCUGUCGUUGUUGCCAUCAACAAGUUCUCGACUGACACUGACGCCGAGAUCGCUGUCAUCCGGGAGGAGGCCAUUGCUGCCGGCGCUGAGGAUGCCAUCCUAUCCAAUCACUGGGCCGAGGGAGGCAAGGGUGCCGUCGACCUGGCGAACGGUGUCAUUGCCGCUGCCGAGAAGCCCAAGGAGCUCAAGCUCACUUAUGACCUUGAGGGCACUGUGCAGGACCGCAUCACCGCCAUCGGUCAGAAGAUGUACGGUGCUGAGAAGGUCGAGUUCAGCGAGCUCGCUCAGAAGAAGGUGGACACGUACACUCGCCAGGGCUACGGAAACCUGCCCAUCUGUGUUGCCAAGACUCAGUACUCUCUUUCUCACGACCCUGACCUGAAGGGUGCUCCUACCGGCUUCACGGUUCCUAUCCGUGAUGUCCGGAUGGCUGCUGGAGCAGGAUAUCUGUAUGCCCUGGCUGCCGAUAUCCAGACCAUCCCUGGUCUCCCCACUGCCCCUGGCUACCUCAACGUCGAUGUCGACGUCGAGACUGGUGAGAUUGACGGCCUCUUUUAG
This is a messenger RNA of Fusarium falciforme, 2820 nucleotides long. RefSeq lists its product as hypothetical. Lineage: Eukaryota; Fungi; Ascomycota; Sordariomycetes; Hypocreales; Nectriaceae. The coding region runs from base 1 to 2820 and encodes 939 amino acids. Gene Ontology annotation, cellular component: cytosol. The transcript has 5 exons. The record is from RefSeq and is a predicted model, not a curated record. Gene Ontology annotation, molecular function: methenyltetrahydrofolate cyclohydrolase activity; methylenetetrahydrofolate dehydrogenase (NADP+) activity; formate-tetrahydrofolate ligase activity. Gene Ontology annotation, biological process: tetrahydrofolate interconversion.